Symbiodinium sp. CCMP2592 is the source of this 12924-nucleotide messenger RNA. The record is from the annotation of a GenBank genome assembly. NCBI's taxonomy places the organism in Eukaryota, Dinophyceae, Suessiales, Symbiodiniaceae.
AUGUCACUGCGGUUCCAGAGCUUCCAGCCUAGCUGGUACAGUUUCCUAGCGGUCACCACACUUCUUGCUUGGCUCCUGGGCGUGGUUUUCGGAAACUUGAACUAUGCGGCGACCACCGAUCCGUUUUCGCAGUAUGUCAACAUGGACGUCCUCCCCGAGGUGAGCCCUGCGCAAUGGGAUGGUGAAGCGGCUAUGUCAGUGGGUCGCGUGUACUUCGGCAAGGAAUCCACGCUGGAUGUCAGGAGAUCCAUGGCCUUUAAGAACGUGGACACCUACUGCGUUGCUCCAGUAUCCGUUUUGCAAGGCGGCGUGGUCCUUCCCCUGGAGACCUAUGAUUUCUGGGCCAUUGGCAUGGACUGCUGCUCCGUUAAUGCAGCAGACUUCCAUUGCGGUGAAGUUGGGAAUUCGAAGGCUCACAGCGGCCUUCGGCUACUGGACGAUCGGCAGCGCAGCUUCUACCGACUUGCCGUGGAGCAGGCAGAGGCAGCUUACUUCAUCAAGGCGCGACAUCCAGUCUUCUUUUACUGGGUGGAAGAUGCCACGGCAGAGAUGGACUCCUUCCGCAACGAUGGUUACAAGUACUUUCUGAUCGGCAUGCUGAGCCAUUUCCUCUACCAGUUGCUCUGCGUCCUCUUGGCCAUCGCUGCUUUCUCCAAGUGGGGACUGCGGCUCGACCCUCUAUUAUGCAGUGGACAUGCCGACGGCACGGAGGCCAGCGCACGGGCUGGGUACAUGGCACUAUGUCUCGGCAGGCGGUGCGCCACCGACUUCCGCGACGGCAAGGACACGUGGCGAUGGAGGACUCCUGCUGUAGACCCGGGCUCCACUACAAAUCCUUUAGCAAGGCCUGGCACCGGCAACCGCCGCGGAGACGACAACGCUAAGGACCGGACGACGAAGACGGCGACGAAGCCUCCGAGCAGCCGGAGUCGGAAGCACUUCCUCGAUGCCUUCAUGAUCCGUGGGCGCGGCCGGCUCCUGAACAUCGUCCUCCACCACGCCUACCUGUUGCACCACGAGCUCACGGCGGCGCUAAUCCUCGACCGCCUGGAGAAGACGAUCCACCCGAGAGACGGCACGCCAAGGCACACCAGGCGGCGCGCCGCCGCAGCCGCCAGCCUGGCGAUAGCAUGGUACAUGCCGCGGAGAGAGGCAGCCUUGCUUCUUUACACCAGCCUGACCGGAGAAUCCGAAGCCGAGCUCGAACACGCCGUGCCCAAGCGCAAGUACUUGGCAGAUCUCGAGGAGCUGAACCGGUACCCGGGUGAGGGCUUCGCACCUUCAGAUAGGACCUUGGAGUACCAGGAGAGAGCCUGGGACUUGUACCACGGAAGAUCCACGGAAGAGAAGACCCUGGAGAACAUCGCCGCGGAAGCCCCCGUGAAGGUGAACGAGCUGUUCCUCGGCUCCUUCUACAGCAGCACCGUAUGGCGCCAGCAGGGCGAAACGAUGCAGCAGUACAUUGUGAGAAGAGAGCAAGACUUCAAAAGGCUGGAGCUGAGGAUGUGCUUCCUUCUGCACAGGAGGAGAUGGCGAUCCUGGCACGACUACGACUUCAAGAACAUCGGGCCGCGGUCGACCCCGAAGAGAAAUGGCAAGACGCGCAGCUUUGGCUACGCCGCCGCAGAGGAGGACUACGACACCACCGAGGACCCUGAAGCCUAUGUCGCGGACUACCACGAGCACUAUGACGACGUGCCGGAGGCCCCGCGCUCGCAGGCCUACCCCUUCAAGGCCCAAGGCGAGAUCGGUUUCGAGCAAAAGGCGAGAUGCCAAGAAGAACUUCCAGAAGCAGGGCAAGGGAGCGAAGCGCCAAACAAGAAGCCACUGGCCUCCUUUUACGUCCUUCAGGAAGCGGUCGACGGCAGGAGCAGUUCUUCACGGCCGGCGCUACGGGAGGACAGCCGGCAACGCCUGCUCACUUGGAGCCGCCGUCGGGCACACUCUUCGACCAACACGGACCUCGAGCAUGCUUCCUACAAUGGUGGCCACGAAAAGAAGUUCUACCGGUCCGGAAAUGCACACACGAGGGGCGUGCGCUGCAAGGACGACCUGUGCCCUCCGAAGGUCGAGUUGCCCAUUUUUCCAGAGCUCGGCCCCGAAGAUGCCGACAUCCUGGUGCCGUUGCCCUAUGACAGGCGUACCGCUUUGAGGCUAGGCGAGUUUCAAAACGGAAGCGAGCCACCUCCAGAAGAACCUCGGAGGAUCAACGGCAUCGACCCGGGGUCCAUGGGCCUCACCUGGACCAAAUCCUCCGCGACUACAAUGGCGUGGCUGUUCUCGAGGGCUGGCAGCCAGAUGAUUGUCAGGAUCACCAAGACGAUCCUGCUUUGUGGCGUGCCGAGGUAUGACGGCGAAGACUUCCUCAGCCGGCAGGUUGUUCAAGGAAAGGUCAGGGUCAGCAAGCAGCCUCCUUGUGGAAAGACCUGGAUGAAACAGCUUUUCGCUGCCCACACAGAACUCAGUAUACUCUGCGUCCUGGCUGGGAUGGCUAUCGGUGUCCCCUUGGACAUCACGGGCACCGGCUGGAACCCCACCACGAGGGCAGGACUGCAGCAAGUCCACAACGACCUGAAGAAGGAGGACCCCUACCAAAUCGUGAUCACUGCCUCCUUCUGCGACCUCAGCCAGCCGGCCAUGAUUACAAGCAGCAGUUCGGCUACAAGGUCUCCCCUCUCCUUGGUCAACAAGGUGGAACUUUACGAGUCGGGUGCGAUAGUGGCCGUGGACACCGACCAUCUACACGGCCAGCCGACCGCAACGAUACUCACUACAAUGCUGGUUGCCGAAGGAAUGCUGAGUGACACUGGGGAUAAGGCUGUCUACGAUACUUUGGUGCAACAGGCCUUGGUCGAGGCGACAGCCACCGACAACAUCGAGGUCGUGCUCGCGGACCAGUUCAACGCGCCGCCUGUCUACAUACGGCCUGACCUGCAAGUGCAAGCGCCGCAGCCGAUCGACGAUGGCCGCGCAGCUGGAGCCAGUCCUCAGCAUCACAGAGAGCGAGAGAAGAAGGAACUGGCUAAAGGCAACACCGGAGAUCCGCAAGACACCCGCCGAAGCGAACGAGACUUCCCAGCAAAGCACCAUCUCCAGCUGGACACCUUCUACGCCAAGGACAUUCAGUCCAUCCUGUACUCCUUCCUCAAUAUAAUCGACGAGGCCACCGGAUUCCAAGUUGUCUCGGCCAGGCAAUCGGUCCCCCAGGCAAGCGGCGCCAUUCUGAAGCACUUCCUUUUUAGUUGGAGCAGCUGGGCCGGGCUACCACAGAGCAUCCAGGUCGACCUCGGCAAGGAGUACAUGGCUGAUUUCGCGAACUACCUGAAGGAGAUCUUUGUCAAGACGGUCCACGACAUGCAGAUUUCCGGGCUGAAGGACGCCCAGAUGGCCACCGGCAUCGUGACUCAGUGCCGGAACUAUUUUCCAAGAACGUCUGGGUACUCACCCAUCCAGUGGGUACUUGGCGUGCCGCAGACCCGCCUUCCGGGGUCUCUCUUGGACGACGCCGAAACGGAGAGACUUGAAGUGCUAGAGGUAGCGGAGGACCCCACAAGCGCAAUGGCGAGAAGCCUUGGCAUCCGUGAAGCAGCCAAGGUUGCCCAAAUCAGGGCCGACACAGACGACAGAGUGCGAAGGGCGCUCCUGAGAAAGAGCACCCCAACAGGAGCGUCGCGCACCUACCGUUGGCACGGCUGUGCUGGCGUGAUCGGCGUGGAGCUUCCGAACCAGCGCCGGACAGAAUACCCAGAGCCAGCCACCGACGGAGAUGAGCUUCUAGCUGCCCACUCAGUGCCGCAGGGGGCCCUGGAGCCACCUUACGCCAGAGGUGCCCACAACUUUGCGGCCCCUGCGACGAUCAUCAAUACGAGCUCCGAGCCCACAGAGCAGCCGGAACAACCGCAGGGAGAACCGCAACAAGUACAGCCACAACUUCCCGAGAUUGUGUUAGCUCCGGCAGCUGCGCCCUCACAGGCACCACCUGCUGUCCGGUCGCCUGUCUUCAAUGACCUCAACCGCUUGGACGGCUACCAUCCUGUGAGAAGGGCAAGGACGGGUGAUGCACAGGGACCACCAGAUGAUAGACCCUACUUUGUGGAAUCUGACCUGUGGCAUCACCCCGACCUUCCACAACGACUUCUUGAAAGAAGCCUUCAAACGCUUGCUGUGGAGAAUGGUUACCUGAGCGAGACAACGGAGGAUGAGGAGGAGUACGUUUUCCCCGAAAAAUGCCCCGCGGAGACCUUCAUGACGGGACCGCAAGGAGUGGAACUCGUGGCGAAAGUUCGGUGCAGUGGAAGUGGAAAGGCUCUCGGAGGAGCAGGUGAAGCAGAGUUCCCCUUCGAGGCCAAGAGCCGGUUGGUUGUGCAAGGGUGCCAGGAGGACCCACAUGAUAUAAGAUCCGACUCUCCUACCGCAUCACUCCUUGCCUUCAACCUCGUGUGCUCCAUUGCCACCAUGAUGGGCUGGGUGAUCACAGCCUGUGACGCCUCAACAGCCUACCUGCAGUCGCACGGCAUAAGCCGCCUCCUGCUGUUACGAGCUCCUCGGCCUCCACCUCCUGGCGUGAGCCCCUUCGACCUCUUUCGGGCAAGAGGUUCCAUCUAUGGAACAAAGGACGCUGGAAGGGCAUGGUGGAGAAAGCUCUGGAGAACCUUGAAGAAACACGGGUGGCAGAUGUCAGAGGUCGAGGCGGCGCUCUUCUACCUCUUCGACGGCAUGGGGCUCCUCGGCGUGAUGAUCAGCCACGUCGAUGACCUCUACAGCGGAGGGGAAGGCAAAACGUACAACGACACCAUCUCUGAGAUGGAGGUGGAACUUCACUUGAAGAUCAAGAAGGGCGAGUUCAGGUUCUGCGGCAAAAACGUUGCACAGCGCGAAGGGUGCAUCUUCCUGGAACAAUACGACGCCAUAGAAGGAGUGGACUAUAUGGUCUUGGAAGCCAGCCGCAGAAAGCAAUUAAACGCCCCGCUGAGUGAGCAAGAGAAGUCCCUGUUCCGCGGCUUGAUAGGCCAAAUGGGAUGGAUCACUCGGCAAAAAGCCGUGAAGAUGCUGAAGGAAUCAUCCGAUGCGAUGUGGUGCUUCCGCGCAUCGGACCUCAGCCUCGACAAUGCCAUGGUGUUCUGGAAGUCCCAGACCGGGUACUUGAUCGGCUUCACCACGCCGGAGAUCCACGAAGGAAAGAAGGUGCCGAUCCAUGUCAUCGAGACGCACUCCGGAAGCAUAAAGCGGGUAUGCAGAUCAACGCUGGCAGCCGAGGCGAAUGGCUUCUUGGCCGGUGUGGAAGCAGCCGAGUACUUGAGGGCUUUGUUGAUGGAGGUCAGGUUCCCGAACAUCUCCCUACGAGACCUCGAGAACCACUUCCUCAAGGCCAAGAUCGCCUGCUUCACGGACGCCAAGAUCCUUGUCGCACAGGUGAAAGAACUACUUGGAGAAGACGAGUACGAGGACCAGGGCUCCGCUUUCGCCCAUUGGGUGGAUACGAGCCAGAUGCUGGCUGAUGUCCUGGCUGAGCAGGGGUGUGAACGAGGGCCGUUGCUUGAGGCCUUGUACAGCGGAGAGUGGAUGGCAGUCUGCAUGGACGUGGGCGCCGCAAUGCGUGUGGCUUCGAACAGGACCAACAGCUUGCUCGCAUUCGCAGAGUCAAAGCUCGAGCGACGGAAGCCACUGAUGCCGCUCGCUCGCGCCGGCUUCAACUUCCCUCCAGGCUUGGCUAUUGGCUCUCGCAUUAGCGAAGACGCUCUGUGCUCUCGCCAGGGCGGUGGGAUGACGAGAAGGUCUUGGGAAGACUUGGACUUGGAAGUUUUCUCGGAGGAGCAGCUGAAGGAGACCUGCCUUCGACUCGAGGGCCGCGUGCGGAUGCUCCGAAGCUUCCUGGCAGACCUGCAUCGCGAGAACGCCACCCUGCGAAGGCAGCGGGCCAUGCUCAGCGACCGUUUAGGAGAGAUGGAGGACUCCUUAUGUGCCGCCGCAGCAGCGGCCUCUGGAGACGAUGGAGAGGAGCUUCUUGAGCAAAGUCCUGACGGAGAGCUUUCUUAUUGGGCUUUGGGGCCCCUUCAGCAUGCCGAAGGGGGCGACUGCAUAGACUGGGGCGGCGCCGGCCCGCGGCAGCAGCGGCUUCUUGCGGUGCAAAGGCUCUCGGAGUCUUCCGCGGAGGCGAAGACCCAGGAGCUCGAGCUACGGCGAUGCCAGGCGCAGGAGGAGCAACUGCGGAUGGAGGUCUGUGAGCAUCAGCUCAGCCGGGCGCAGAUGGAGCAGGACUCCGCAGACCGUCUGCAGCGUCUCACAGCGCGGGAGGAGCUCGAGCUACGGCGAUGCCAGGAGCAGGAGGGGCAACUGCGGGUGGAGGCAGGGAUUGGGAGGGCGACAGACGCAGAUGCCAAAGGUCAGCUGGUGUACAGGUUUCACCGCAUAAUAGCUCUUUGUUUUCUCCUCUGCUGCAGUUCGAUCUGCCAGAGUGCAGCCGUCGCUGCCUUUAGCUGGGCCGACGGCCAAUCCUCUUUUAGCGUAAGACCCCGUGGUGGAGGGGCGGCUCCGGAAUAUCUUUUUCAUUUUGGUGGGAAGGAGGAGCAGAGGCGCAGAGAGCAGAGGGCCUUUGAGAGAGGAGGCCGGGAGGAGCAAAGUGCUGGCGCCGGGUUUUCACUGGGCGCUGGCUUCUUCGGAAGUGGUAUCAUGCAGGCGAAUGGUGGUGAUGGAAGUGGGCUGCCAGAUGGGCAGCCACAGCAGCAGGGAGCUGCGCCGAGCCAGGCUUCGGCAGCCGGCGCGGCACAGCCGAACCAGCAACAACAGGCGGAGCAGUUCGUUGACAAGAUCGUCAAGCAGAGGCUGGACCAGGCUUUUUCAAGUGUGUUUGGGAAGCUGAUUGAGUCUUCCGAGCGCGCGGCAAAGGCGGCCGAGCAGCAAGCAGGAACGCAGAGGACAGACAAUUUGAUCAGGAGCCUCAAGGUGGACACCUGGAAGCCGCAAAGCCGCGAGGAGGAGUUGAGGACGUGGCGUGAGUGGUGGUUCGGGUUGAGCAACUGCUUGAUUGCAAACGACGCCGCCUACGAGGACGACUUGAAGAACAUUGACCAGGAGACCGAGGUGGACCACGCCCUCUUGCCGGACGAGAUGGUGCAAAGGAGCCAGAAGCUGUAUGGGUUGUUGUGCAGCCUUCUCAAGGGGAGGCCUUUGCUCCUUGUUCGGGGGCUGGAGAAAACCAAGUCUGGGUACGAGGCGGUGCGGCUGCUGAGGUCAGAGAUGGAGCCGCGUGAGAAAGCCCGCUCUUUGGCCCUUCUCCGGCAACUUGCCAGCUGGAGGUUCGAUGGGCCAGGCGGGUUACACGAGAAGCUCAUACAGUAUGAGGAGGCGCUCCGUGCCUACGAGACGGCGUCCGGCAAGGAGUUCCCGAAAGACCUUGUGCUGGCGACGGUGCUGACGGGACUCAGAGAACCACUUCGGUCCCAGGUUCAGCUGAGGAUGGGGCCAACCACGGCCUACAGCGAGCUGAGGGAAUGGAUCCUUCAAUACGAGUCGUUGAACACGCCAUGGGGGACGGCAGCCCCAGGCCAGCCAAAAGGAGGUGGAGGCGGAGGCCGCCAAUAUGACGAUGGUGGGCAGCAGCCAAUGGAAGUGGACCGCAUAUGGGGCGGCUACGGCUAUGGCAAGGGCAAGGCGAAGGACGGCAAAAGCAAGACCAAGGCUCGAUGGAACCAGUGGGCGAGCGCUGGCUGGAAUGAUCCCGAAGGCUGCCGCAUUUGCGGGCAGCGUGGGCACUGGAAGUGGGAGUGUCCUUUGGCAGCAAAGGGCAAGGGAGCAAAAGGCCCGAAGGGGAAGGUCCAUCAAGUGGAGCAGGUUCCUUCCUCAGCUGCGUCAGUUGCCCCGUCGACGGCCUCGACUACGCUUCCGUCUUCUGCCUCGACUUAUCGGGGCACGGCCGCCACGGUCAACUUGGUGGAGGCCUUCGUCUCGACUCCCCCGGGGUGCCGCGUGACCGAAGUCUUCGACAUAACCGAGAUCGAUGAGACCGGAGCACCCGUGUACCGGAUGGACGCCACCGAUGACGAUGAUGAUUGGACCCUGGUGCCAGGCCUGGCGGCACUCUCUCCUGAGGCCGCCGAGGCAAGCAACGAGGAGGAGAGCGUGGCCCGGGUGUGCGCCGUGACAGCUGGCGUGGAGGUGGAUGUCAUCAUAGACAGCGGGGCCGACAUUUCAGUUGCCCCUGUCAGGCUCAGCUCGGUGGGCCAGAGCGCAAAGGUUGCUGAGAUGGGGGUGGACUUUGGGGUCCCACGACGGAAAGCCAACAAUGGAGAAGGCGAACACCGUGUGGGAAUACGCCUGAGAAGGAACACCCUGAUGAUCACGGCCAUGGUCUCGGCUAUCUCUUCAGCAGCCCCUCCUGCAGGAGUCCGUGCCUUUAGCAGCUUCGACGACCUGGGCCGCCUCCCGGAACCUCUUGAGGAAGUUGCUGCGCGGCCUGGCUGGCACAUUCUCGGAAAUGGGCUGCCAGCUCUGGUGGCACACCGCGUCACAGAGCUUGACCUGGAGCAGAACCUCUGGGACAUGGAGGCCCCCGUUGUCCCAGCAGAGCGUGGCACUGAUGAUGAAGGGGCCGGUGCUGGCCUUGAGGUUGGAGACCUUGAAGCCAUGGCGGUUGACGGCCGGCCGGUCGAAGACGCCCCGGCCAAUGGCGAUGAGGAGCUCGAGGGUGUGGCGCUCAGCGUGGAAACUCCUUUGAAAACUUUGCGCGGCCUAUGUGACAAGCUGGGCCUGUCCCGAAGCGGUGGCAAGGACAAGGUCCUAAAAAGGCUGCGGAUGCAAAGGGAGGUCUUGGAGCAGCGCAUGACGGCGGAGGUGGCCAGGAAGAUGUUUCUCGAGCAGAACCGCGAGCCCGACAUGCCAAAGGCCGACGAGCAGGAGGUUAGCAGCACAAGCCAGCCCGACCCGGUGAUCCAGAUUGACUAUGGAUAUGGCUUCACCAAGCAGAAGCACGAGGGGGCGGAGGUGAAAAUGAGCCCAAUGACGCCGGGACCCAGCCCAUCCGGCCUCACCUUGUUUGCGGCAGAGAGCACCACGGGCUGGAUUGUGGCACUCCCCAUCUUGGAGAAAGGGGCCGGCUCUCUGAAGAGGGUGACGGAAAACCUCACCAGGCUGAGCCUCCAGAUCAGCCCCAGUGAGCCGGUCACCGUGCAGGGCGACCCCGAGCCGGCUGUGAAGCAGGCCCUUGGAGCAGUGAAGUCAUGCAGGGCAAGGCUGGGGUUGGUGACCAACACGCAGCUCAUUGAGAAGGGCAGCCAUGCCAGCAACGGGCGGGUCGAGAAAGCCAUCGACACAAUCAGGCGUUCGGGCCUGACUCUGCGAUGCCACCUGGAAGGGCGGAUCAAGGCAAAGAUCGAGGGCCACAACCACAUCUUUGCGUGGGUUAAUCGCCACGCGGCCUUCCUCCACAACCGGUUCGCCAAUGGUGGCCGUGGCUCUCCCCCGUUCGAAAUCAUGUUUGGAAGGCGCUACCGUGGGAAGCUCCUUCCCUUUGGCGAGAAGUGCAUCUUCUACAAGGGCAGCAAGCACAAAGCAGACGUCCAGUGGGAGAGAGGAAUUUGGCUGGGGAUCAACGAGAGAAAUGGCUCACACAUUUUGGGGACCACGGCCGGAGUGACCGAGUCGAGAAGCAUUCGACGCCUGCCGGAGCCGGAGCAAUGGGAUGCUGAAAUGGUCCUUUCAAUGAAGGGCCUUCCGUGGUCCUACAUGGGAACGGCCCGAAGGAAGAGACCCCUCUACUCUUCUUUAGGCACACGCGUGCCGUUGCUGCCUGACAGCGCCACCUUGGAGGAGAUAGCGAAAGCAGCCGGGAGAGCAGCUGCAGAAAGCAUUGCAGCAGCCACCCCGGUUCCAGCCGUUGGCACUCCAGUGCCGGGCCGGCCGGUGAGCGAGGCCGGGUCCGACCCACCUACUUCCUCAAGCUCUAGCUCGGGAUCCAGCCAAGGGAGCCCAGGACCCAUGAGAGCGACCGGGGCACCAGCAGAAGCAGGCCAAAGCGAGCAGCGGCAGCAGCAACCGAACACACAGCAAGAAUCGACAGGACAGUCGCAUCCAUCGGGUACCAGGCCAGAGCAGAGACGAGAGCAGCAGCAGCAGCCGAACACACAACAAGAAUCGGCAGGACAGUCGCAUCCAUCGGGUCCCGCUGCUAUGUCAGAUGUGGGCAGACCACCUGUGGCACGUGAGGCACCACAACCAGAGGCCACUACUCCUAAGAGACCACGCCUUUUGCUUGACAGACCUGGUGGGGCAACAGGUUCGCCGGCGGCAUCUACACCUAGUGCUUUAUAUCCCCCAGCCUAUGCAGGUGUGAGCCGCGCCGGCAUCAACAUGGUCCAUGGCGACAUCCUUCCAGAGGAGCUUUCGGAUUUUGGCGCUUGGGGCGACGAGGUGAUUGACACCAUGGUGGAGGAAAGCGAGCUUGCCGGAGAGUACAGUGAACCCUGGUGGGAUGAAGAAGGAGAUGCUCCACCGGCGUUGUCAGAAGGCGACCUUAGGGUCGUCGACGCCGAAGCCGACCAGAAGGAGAUCACCCGUCUGAUCCAGAUGGGUGUGGCCCGUUGGCCACAUGAGGGGGAGGACGUGUCCGGGUACCAGACCUUGACAACCAAAGUGGUACGCGACUGGCGUAAGCGUCCUGGCUGGGUUCGGCGCAGCCGCUUGGUCGGCCGGGAGUUCAGAACAAUGGCCGCGUACACCCAGGAGCUCUUCGCACCUGCCUCCACUUUGGCAACGGUGCAUGGAUUCAUAUCCUGGGCGCUCUCGAAGAACCUCCAGCUGACCACGGUUGACGUGAAAGAUGCAUAUCUCAACGUGCCGCAGCCGAGCCCAGUUACCAUAGAGGUUGAGAAAGCAAUGUUUGGGAACAGCGAGCCAGGAACAGUGACGUUGGUUUUGGACCGGCUCCUCCCUGGCCAAAGGAUUGGAGCCGCCGCCUGGUAUGGGUUCGCAAAGGAUAAGUUGGAGCAAGCCAGCCUUGAGGGGUACACCAAAGAGCCCACGCUCUUUAGGAGCACCAAGGAGGGCAGCGACACCGCGAUGAUCCUCCACGCCGACGACGGGCUCCUUGCCUCAACAGCAAAGGGCCGGCAGGAGUUCGAGGAGAAGUUUGGGUCGGCCGUGACGCUCCAAGUGAGCGAGCCCUUGGUGGAGGACGGGGACACCAUCGAGUUCCUAAAGCGCAAGUACGUGAAGACGCCUGAAGGUGUGGCUGUGUACUCGAACCCCAAGUACUUAGCCCUCGGUUCCAAGGUCAAGCCUCGCGACAGCCCGGUCGACAACUCGUUUCUGGAACAGGACGCGAGCAAGGAGCUGGGACCAGCCGAGGCAAAGGUCUACAAAGAGUCGGUCGGAAGGCUCUUGUAUCUGGCCCACUCCCGGCCAGAUGUGCAAUAUGCCGUGUGCAUCCUGAGCUCAAAGAUGAGCUGCCCCACGGCCUUGGCAAUGAAGUGGCUUUACCGCGUUGUGGGAUACUUGGUGGCGACGCCGGAGAUUGGCUUCACAAUCCGCCCGCUGAGGAAUGGAAGCUCGUUUUCCUACGCAGGCGGGGAGCUUCUGUGUGAAAAGAGCGGGCCGUUCAAAGUGGUGCUGGAGAGCAUCACAGAUGCCGAUUGGGGCGGAUGCAAGAGGACGAGAAGGAGCCGGAGCUCAAUGCAGUUCUACGCUGGGGGGUCCGUGAUCGGGUCCGCCGUUCGGACCCAAAGGUCCAUAGCCCUUAGCUCGGCCGAGAGCGAGUUCCUUGCGAUCCUCGGGGGCGCUUGUGAGGUCCUCUACCUGCGGGACUGCAUAGCUUUUCUGGGCAAAGACGAAUUUGAGGUGGAAGUGGUGUGCCGCAGCGACAGCGCAUCGGCGCGCGCUAUCACGCAGCGCCUUGGCUGCGGGCGCGUUCGGCAUUUGCAUGCCGGCUGGCUUUGGAUCCAGGCCUCAGUGAAGGCCCAGGAGCUGUGCGUCAGCCCCAUUGCGGGGGCCCUCAACCCCGCCGACCUGGGGACCAAGCCCCUUUGCGGAAACAGAAUCAGGGAACUGCUCUACACCAUGAACGCCGUCGAGCCGAGCGGCGAGCCCUACGGGAAGAGCGACAAGGAGGCAGCAGAUGAAAAGCGGGCUUUCAGCAAGGCUCUCAAAGCCUUCAGUGACAGCGGUGCACGCGUCAGCAACGUGAAAGCGCUCAUCCCCUUAGUGCUGAUGCUGAGCCAGGUCCCGGGAGCCCAGGGCUUGGGCCUAGCAGGAGCCAGCUUUACAGAUGAUGAGUUGGCGCAGCUGAUGGUUACGCUGGUGAUCGGGGCUGUGGUGGUUUUUGUUUUCUGGGGCAUACCGUUUGCCGCCUACAAGCUACUUAAGUGGAGCUUGGGGCUCAUUUUCCGGAGCAGAGGAACGGCCACCACUGGCACCCAGACAGAGCCUGAGGAGGAGGAGCGGGACCAGCAGCGAACGCAAGCAGUUCAGGCCAACCGGGGCAUGAGCAAAGAGGAGAGGUUGUUUUCAGAGGAGUAUGUAAGGCGGUGUACAGAGCUUGAGGCCCUCUUCGCCGAGAAGUGCAGGAAGGAAGAGGCUUGCUGGCGUGAGCUUGCAGAGCUGAGAGAUGAGAACCGGAGGCAGCGAGAGGCCUUCGAGAGGCUGAGGGCCCGGCGAGCACCAGAGACGGUGCAUGUAGCAAUGAGUACCAGCCCGGGCUAUCUGAUGGUUAAUUCACUGAGUGCUGCUUCUUUGCUAUCUGUCGCUUGUUUAAGGGUAGCUGGAUUUUGCCAUGAGCGACAUGAACUGCUCAAAAAUGUUUGCUUGCGGAUUCGCAAGCUGCCGGUGGCUUGGCAUGUCGGGAUCAAGAUUAUGGUUCGAGAUGUGACCGGAGAUGUUGAAAGGAUGCCGAUUUCGGUGUCGCGAUGGGAAUUAUAUAAGACAGACAGCAACUGA